Molecule: messenger RNA, 1215 nt
Organism: Rotaria socialis
Lineage: Eukaryota; Metazoa; Rotifera; Eurotatoria; Philodinida; Philodinidae
Source: the annotation of a GenBank genome assembly
AUGACUAAUUGUAUCAAUGAAAUACCAUUAACACGAAAAAGUCGAACAUUAAUCUUUCUUGGCGCAACGGCAGGUCUUCGUUUAGCUGAACUUCGAAAUUCGUCAUAUGUUAAUAGUUUAUUGAACAGUACUCGUACUUAUUUGAGUUCUCUUGGUCUUCUAUUUCGUUCUCCUGAACAUCAAGUACGUAUAAUAAGUGGCAGUGAAGAGGGUUUAUCCGGUUGGAUAUCAGUAAAUAUUCUCAUGCGGCAAUUGUUUGAAAAUACGAAACCAAUCGAAACCUAUGGUGUUUCAGAUUUUGGUGGUGGAAGUACACAAUUAAGUUUCAUAGCUCCCCAUGCCAGUAAACAACGUUUUACAAUGAAUCUAUUUAAUGCAACUUAUGAUGUUUAUUCACAUUCAUAUUUAUGCUAUGGACAAGAACAAUCACGUCUCGUCUAUUUGAGUCAAUUGAUAAAACGAACAAAUGCAACAUCUUCGAUAAAUGAUCCAUGUUUACAAUCGGGUUAUAUUCAAAAUAUAACAUAUAAAGAAUUAUUUAGUACAGCUUGUAUUCACAGAGAAUAUGCACCAAUUACAAAUCUUAAUCAAUCUACAACAUUUUCAUUCGUAGGAACAGGUGAUUAUGCAAAAUGUCAAAUGACUGUGAAACAACGUUUUAAUAAAUCAUCAUGCUCAACACAAAAUUGUAGUUUCAAUGGUGUCUAUCAACCAGUACCAAUAUCUUCGUCAUUAAAAUUCAUUGCUGUAGCAGGAUGGUAUUCAGUAUUUAAAAAUUUAGCACCACAUUUUUCUCUAUUACCAAAUAAAGAUAAUAAUUAUGAAUUGACUUCUCUAAAUUUAACUCAAAUAAAACAAGCUGUGAAAACAAUUUGUAAUCAAUCAUGGUCCGAUGUACAUGAUCCGGAUAGAUAUCGACCAUUUUUGUGUUUUAAUUCAAUGCUUCAUUGGACACUAUUUGAAUAUGGUUACUCAAUGACCGAUGAAAAUCUGAAGAAUUUUCAAAUUGUCAAAAAAAUCGAAUCAAAUGAAAUCGGCUGGACAUUCGGUUAUAUGAUAAAUCAAACGAAUUAUUUAGAUCCACAAUAUCGACCGAGACGUUUAUUGACACAAGAUGAAUUUAUUGUUUUAUUGACUCUAUGUCUUUUAUUAUGCACUAUCAGUUUAGCUACAGCAGUCACUGCCAUAUAUAUCUACAAAAGACAUCGAAAAUGA